AGAAUAUUACACAUCCGCCUCCUGGUAUUCUCACUCGUGCUCUCGGGUCUUCUUGCUUAUCCUUUACACCCUUGCACCUCCCCAAACGACAUCAAGAUGGUUCUUGGCCCACCUCUCAAUUUCCCUAAAUGGCUUUCCGAGAAUUCCCAUCUCUUGUCACCUCCUGUGAAUAAUUUCUGCUUGUACACUGGGAAGGAUUAUAUUGUUAUGGUCGUUGGAGGACCUAACGAGAGGAAUGACUAUCAUCUUAACGAGACUGAGGAAUGGUUCUACCAGCACAAGGGGGGAAUGUUGCUUCGCGUAGUUGACGGGGACCAGUUCAGAGAUAUCAGAAUUGAAGAGGGGGAGAUGUUUCUGCUUCCCGCUAAUACCCCUCAUAACCCUGUACGGUUCGCCAACACCGUCGGACUCGUAGUUGAACGUGUGCGCCCAGACGACGCUACUGAUCAUCUACGCUGGUACUGCAAGUCCGGCAAGCACGAGAAACCAACGAUUAUCCACGAAGAUACUUUCCAUGUUACAAAUCUCGGAACCCAACUGAAACCUCUUAUCCAACGAUGGAUGGCUGACCCGGAACUAAGAACAUGCAAGGAAUGUGGUACGACCGCCGAAGCCAAGUAAUGAUAUCGGGGUCCUUGGAUUGAACAGGGCUUGAAGACAAAUUAACAAUGUGUACAUGUAUCUAUUUUUCAUCUAUUGGCUGUCUGUGUCCAUCGAUAAGCUUGUAUAAAUGCGACAUCUAGAUCAUUCCCAGCCUAAUCGAGCCUUAACCGGAGUUGAGUGAUAGGCCAUGAAUCGUGAUAGUCUCGACCUAGAAGGCGUUGCCUUAUUUGGAUGAUCUUGUCCAAAUACGUCCGUGCAGUCAUCAGCGGAGUUCACUCGUAGGUUACGAUGACGCAAGGACACCUAUGAUCAAAGCCAUCUGAAUAUUCCGUUGUACCUAUCAGACUUUCGAAGAGCAAAUAUAUUUUCAUCGUG
Molecule: messenger RNA, 978 nt
Organism: Somion occarium
Lineage: Eukaryota; Fungi; Basidiomycota; Agaricomycetes; Polyporales; Cerrenaceae
Source: the annotation of a GenBank genome assembly